CACAGCAAGGGAGAGGAAGGAGAGCAGAAAGGCAUUCCUCUGUGGAGCUGAACCCUCACAGCACUGAGGCAGACAGGCACUGAAGCUCAAUUUGGCAUACCUGAGUGACUCGAGACUCAAGGUCAACAUGGCCAUGCCAGAAAAAUCAAGUUGUGUCAACCCGACCGAGGAGUGCAGCAGUUUCCCUGAGAUUAUUGAACUCAAUGUAGGUGGCCAGGUGUAUAUAACUCGAUAUCCUACUUUGAUCAGCAUUCCUGGUUCCCGGCUCUGGGAAAUGUUCAGUGUAAAGAACCCUUGCUCACUGAUCAAGGACAACAAAGGGAGAUUCUUCAUAGAUCGAGAUGGUUUUCUCUUUCGCUAUGUCCUCGACUACAUGAGAGACAUGCAAGUAGUGCUUCCAGAUCACUUUCCAGAGUGUGGCCGGCUCCGUAGAGAAGCAGAAUACUUUAAACUGCCAGAACUAGCUAAGAUGUUGGCUCUUAAAAUGAACCAGCUCAACUCAAUUGGCAAUGACUCAUGUCAGACUGAGCUAGAAGAGCUCUCACCCAGCAUUGAAACCACGUUCAAUUUCUCUUCAACCAAUAGCAUUCAUAUUAGCGGCCCUGAUAAUCCUGUGGUUCUGUCAGCUGCCACUGGUUCUGAGCUCAAGAAGGCUGGCUUCAUCACUAUUGGCUAUCGAGGCUCUUAUACUCUGGGCAGGGACAGCCAAACAGAUGCCAAAUUCCGCCGUGUGGCCAGAAUCAUGGUAUGUGGUAAGAUCUCAUUAGCCAAGGAAGUGUUCGGAGACACUCUGAAUGAGAGCAGAGACCCAGACCGCCCUCCAGAGCGAUAUACUUCUCGAUACUACCUCAAAUUCACUUUCUUGGAACAAGCCUUUGACAAACUAGCUGAUGCUGGCUUCCACAUGGUAGCAUGCAACUCCACUGGCACCUGCACUGUCACCCAUGACCAAACAGAUGACAGGAUCUGGACCUCUUACACUGAAUAUGUUUUCUAUCGUGAGUGACACUUAAAAUCACCCAGGAAAUACAAACCCCCAGUCUCUCUCCUCUGUUUCCAUGCCAACUGUCUCCUUUAGAAAUAGACACAUUAAUCACGCUAGGUUCCCGAGUGUUCUGUAUAAUCUUGAACAAUGCUACUUCUUUCAUCAUAACCACUUGAACCUUUGCUGGUUUUGUUCUUAUACAUCAUUGCAGUCCAUCUGUCUAUCUUCUUUGGACUGUAGAGUGGAAGCCAUUUGCUGAGAGGUGUGCAUCAGUAUAGAUAGUAGAGGUAUAUUUCUGAAGUGGAUGCUAUUAAAUAUAACCACGUAAAUUACAUGUGUUGAGAACUAUUAAGCUAUGACUUCCAAGUUGUUUCUCAGUAAUAACCUACCUUGAACUUGAUUAUGUACCUUGCUAUCUGUAUUCACCUACGGAAAGCCCUGUAUUGCUGGGCUAGAGAUUAGAGCAGGUAGUGUGAAUGUGCUUUGCAGAUGUUUUACCAUGCUUAGUGGAUGAACUGGACAACAGUUCUCUAGGAGGUUCAUAGAAAGGUGGACCAAUUCCAGAAGUAUUAAGGACUUUUGAUUUGAUAGAA
This is a messenger RNA of Grammomys surdaster, 1578 nucleotides long. Its product is annotated as BTB/POZ domain-containing protein KCTD12-like. Gene Ontology annotation, biological process: protein homooligomerization; regulation of G protein-coupled receptor signaling pathway. The transcript has 2 exons. Bases 128 to 1006 code for a protein of 292 amino acids. The record is from RefSeq and is a predicted model, not a curated record. NCBI's taxonomy places the organism in Eukaryota, Metazoa, Chordata, Mammalia, Rodentia, Muridae.